Messenger RNA from Closterium sp. NIES-65, 3564 nucleotides. The record is from the annotation of a GenBank genome assembly. NCBI's taxonomy places the organism in Eukaryota, Viridiplantae, Streptophyta, Zygnematophyceae, Desmidiales, Closteriaceae.
AUGUCACCGGCCUUUCGGCUCGGCGCGCUUCUCCCUUUGGCCGCCGCGCUGCUGCUGUCGUUGCAGAUUCUAGGGUUGUGGACCUCGGGAGCGGUCGCGCAGCAUCGAACGGUGCACAAAUGGGACGUUGAUGCACUGAUUGCGAUGCGCAAGGCGUGGGGCAGCCCCGCAGCCCUGCAGACGUGGCAGGGGGAGGACCCGUGCCUGGGGCAGUGGAGGGGCGUCACCUGCACCGAUCGCACUGGAGACAGCUCUGAAAAGCUCUAUAUCAAAGCGCUGGAACUGUCCGGCAUGCGCCUGUCAGGGCCGCUGUCGACCAAGCUGGGAAAGCUCCUGAAGAUUGAGAAAAUUGAUUUGUCCAACAACCGCUUCUUUGGCACGAUUCCCCGGACCAUUGAGAACCUGCGAGGCCUGCAGCACCUGGACCUCUCAUUCAACUUAAUAACAGGCAACAUUCCCACACGAAUCAAGUUCUGUCAGCAGCUCACGUUCCUCGACCUGUCAGCCAACGAUCUGAACGGCACCAUCCCCGGCACUCUCGCACGCCUAACCAACCUGCAGUCGAUCAACCUGGGCACCAACGCAAACCUCAACAGCACAAUUCCACCGUCCCUCACCGCUCUCAGCUCCCUGCAAGACCUCACGAUGAGCGAGUGCAACCUCAACGGGCAGAUCCCAGAAGACAUUGGGAACCUCGUGGGACUCACCAAGCUAGCGCUGGAGGAGAACAGCUUGGAGGGGUCGAUUCCAUACUCCAUCACUCAGCUCACCAACCUGCAGCACCUGUCAUUAAGUUUCAACCAUCUCAACGAUACGGUACCAGAAGGGAUCGGAGCAUGCACCGCCCUCACCACUCUCAUGUUGGAUCACAACAAUCUCACGGGCAAGGUGCCGUCUGCAAUAGCGUCGCUGCCCAAGCUCACGUACCUGCGCAUGCAGUACAACCAGCUCUACGGGGCUCUCGGACUUGAGUUCAAGGAGCAUCUCAAUGCCUUCAAGAACAACCCGCAGCUCUGCGUCAUGUUCACAAACGACGGGCGGUGCCGCCCAGUGCCAAUGGACGCGCCGCCCCUGCCGCCCGUGAACAGUAUCGUGCGCAAGCCGUGCGCGGUGGGGCAGGUGCAGCUGUGCCACUGCGACAACGGGUGGCCGGGGGAGAGUGUGUGUCUGCCAGGGGAGGGGUACGCUCCAUGCCAGUGCCGUGAACAGCACUUUGACGCGCAGGGAGACGACGACCUGUCGCCCGCGUGGAUCGUGGCUCUCUCGCUGCUCGCAGCCAUCAUGUUCACAACGCUUAUAAUCUCCUGCAUCUGGUGCAUCCGCAACCGCGCCCACAACAAGCGCACCGGGCAGACGGGCUGGGGCUUUAGUGCGUCCAGCAAGUCCAGGGCCUACCAGCACCUGUCCGUCCCUGCAACCUCUGCCACCACCUUCUCCCAGGCGCUGGACCCUGACGAUGCCUAUAACGUCGCAGCAGGGGUGCACCCGGCUUCCUCUGCCUCCGCUGCUGCAGGCUCGUCUGGCCUUGCUGCUGCUACCUCCCCCUCACCCUCUGCUGCCAUGGCCUUUGCUAUGAAGUUCGGCCGCUCUAUGACCGUGGGCGCCUCACAGUUGCUAAAGCCCUUCUCGCUGGAGGAGCUGCAGCUCGCCACGGGCAACUUCGCCCCGGAUCACCUCUUCGCUCAGCGCGAGCACAGCCUGCUCACCUACAGAGGCAUGCUCCCCGAUCGCAGCUUCAUAGCGGUGGCUCAGGUGGACGUGCUCAGCUCAGAGCCCCGAGAGACCUUUGCCGCUGCACUCGACGUGUUUGCGCGCAUGCAGGCGGGAGGGGCUGCAGGGGGCGAGGGGGGAGGGGGAAAUGGGGAUGGGAGCAUGCUGCUCAAGGUGCUGGGGUUCUGUGCGGAUUACCUGAGAGGCAGCCGCAUGAUUGUGUAUUCCCUCCCGCCUGGUGCUGCCACGCUCGAGACGUACCUGCACGACUCGUUGGACCGGGUGCUGCCGUGGAACGUGCGUGUGUCCAUUGCAAGGGAUGUGGCGGAGGGGCUACGAUUUCUCCAUUCCCUCAACCCACAGAUGACCCAUCAGGACCUCACAUCCACAUCAGUGGUGGUGGCACAGGAUUCAACAGCCUAUCUCUCUGACUACUGCCUUCACUCUCUCGAGCUCCUCGCCUCCAAGCCCUCUGCUAUGCCCGCUUCCUCCGUGGCGCUAGCAUCAGGAGCAGUGGCACCGGAGCUGGCAUGGGUGCAUGAGAGCACGGCGCGCACUGACAUGUACGCCAUGGGCGUGCUGCUGCUCGAACUCGUCACAGGGAGAAGGCCGCUCGACCCCUCCUUACCUCCCACCGAGCAGUCCCUCGUGCGCUGGGCGAAGCCGAAGCUGAUGGACCGGGCCAAGGUGGAGGCCAUGGUGGAUCCGAAGCUGCAGGGAAGCUUCGCCCUGCCUGCCCUUGUGGAGAUGGUCAAGCUCGCCGGACGCUGCCUGCUGCCCGACCCCGAGGUUCGGCCCACUGCCGCAGCGGUGGUGGAGAUUCUCGAUGCACUCGUGGUGCCGGGUGCUGGGGAGGAGUUUGGCAACGGCGGCGGCGGCAGCGGGGCCUAUCCGCACCGAAAGGAUUUCUUCAUGGCAGCUCUUUCUUCUGCCGCGACACGGCUCCCUUCCUCCAGCCUUGCAUCGCUUUCUGGCGCGGCAGCGUCGUCAUCUAACGACAUCCGGGCACCUGAAAACUUUGUGCCGCCCGAGCCUAAGCCAUUUUCCGUGGCAAGCGGGCAGCUGGGAGCCGUGAUUGGCGCAUCGUUGCCGAUCCUCUUCCGCCUCGGCACGGGCGUGUUCAGUGAAGGGUACAAGGCCAAGGUGGAGUCCUCGUCUGCAGUGAAGGACGAGGAUUAUGCACUGGGGCCAGUCAUGGGGUACAAGCUGGUGGAAACCACCACGGGCGAACUGAAGCCGGUGACCCAGCCCAUCGAGAUCUACGAGUUUGAAGGCUGUCCCUUCUGCCGCAAGGUCCGUGAGAUGGUGUCAGUGCUGGAUCUAGACGUGCUCUUCUACCCGUGCCCUGUCGAUGGUCCCACAUACCGACCCAAGGCCAUUGAGAUGGGCGGCAAGAGGCAGUUCCCUUACAUGGUGGAUCCCAACACGGGGGUGAGCAUGUACGAGUCGGAUGAAAUCAUCAAGUACCUCGCCAACACGUACGGCAACGGAUCCAUUCCACUCAUGCUCCAGCUCGGACCCAUCACUUCCAUAACUGCAGGCCUAGCAGGCAUUGGCCGCAUGAUGAAGGGAAGCCGCUAUGUGCCAGCCAAGAUGCCGCCCCAGCCACUGGAAGUGUGGGCGUAUGAGCCCUCUCCCUUCUGCAAGCUGGUGCGUGAAGCUCUGUGCGAGUUGGAACUGCCACACAUCUACCACGCCACUCCAAGAGGCAGUCCCAAGAGGGAGGCUCUGAAGAAGAGAAUCGGGCGCUUCCAGGCGCCCUACCUUGAAGACCCUAACACAGGAGUGAAGAUCACUGCGCUAUCAAAAGGUGCAUGCAUUGGCAUGCUGAAUAUGCCAUCAAUAAGAUUUUAA